AGUAGUUGGAGAGGAUGGUGAUGGUGAAUGGGGGUUAGAUGGGGAUUAUAUGGACCAUGGGUGAAUGGUGAUGACACAGAAUGGUGAGUGGAUAGAAGACAGAAAAUAGAUAAUGGCUAAAGAAUGGAUAGAUGGCAGAUGAUGGGUGGUGAAUAUGUGUAAGAGUGAAUGAAAAGAAAGAUGGUAGCUGAACUAAAGCUAGGUAGGAGAUGGAUGGUAGAUGUGCCUACAUCUCUCCUUUCCUGCUUUCAGGCUCUCAAGCAGCUGAAGGAAAGCUUGCACAGCAACUGCUCCAUGACCUCUUUACAAACUACACUAGUGCCCUUCGGCCUGUGGAAGACACAGAUCAAGCCCUAAAUGUGACACUAGAUGUGACUCUGUCCCAAAUCAUAGACAUGGAUGAACGAAAUCAGGUACUGACCUUAUACCUGUGGAUUCGCCAGGAGUGGGCUGAUGCCUAUCUGCGCUGGGAGCCUGAGGUCUAUGGGGGUCUUGACUCCAUAAGAAUCCCCAGCAGCCUGGUCUGGAGACCUGAUAUAGUGCUCUAUAACAAGGCAGACACGCAGCCGCCGGCCUCGGCCAGCACCAACGUGGUCCUUCGCCACGACGGGCGCGUGCGCUGGGACGCCCCCGCCAUCACCCGCAGCUCGUGCCGCGUGGACGUGGCGGCCUUUCCCUUCGACUCGCAGAGCUGCCGCCUGACCUUCGGCUCGUGGACCCACGGCGGCCACCAGCUGGAGCUGUGGCCCGGCGCGCCGGGCGCCAGGCUGGACGACUUCGUGGAGAACGUGGAGUGGCGCGUGCUGGGCAUGCCGGCGCGGCGCAGCGUGGUCACUUACGGCUGCUGCUCCGAGCCCUACCCGGACGUGACCUACACCUUGCUGCUGCAGCGCCGCGCCGCGGCCUACGUGGCCAACCUGCUGCUGCCCUGCGUGCUCAUCUCGCUGCUGGCCCCGCUCGCCUUCCACCUGCCGGCCGACUCCGGGGAGAAGGUGUCGCUGGGCGUCACCGUCCUUCUGGCGCUCACCGUCUUUCAGCUGCUCCUGGCCGAGAACAUGCCCCCGGCGGAGAGCGUGCCGCUCAUCGGGAAGUACUACAUGACCACCAUGGCGCUGGUGACAGCAUCCACGGCGCUGACCAUCCUCAUCAUGAACCUGCACUACAGCGGCCCCGGAGUCCGCCCGGUGCCGGCCUGGGCCCGGACGCUCCUGUUGGGCUACUUGGCCAGAGCGCUGUGCGUCCGGGAGCGCGGAGAGCCCUGUCGGGGCUCCCAGCACCCCCCGCUUCUUCCUCGCCCCUCCCUCCGUCCCGGACCUCACCUGGGACCCGCUCCGGGAGCUGGGCCGUGUGCGGAGCCGCGCUGCCCCUGCCGCCAGGAGGCGCUGCUCCGCCACGUGGGGGCCAUCGCGGGGGCUUGUCGCAGCCACCGCGCCGGCCAGCGGCUCCGAGGGGACUGGAAGCGCGUGGCUCGCGUGGCGGACCGAUUCUUCCUGGCGGUCUUUUUCGCCAUGGUCCUCGCCAUGAGCUUGCUGGUCCUGGGCCGCGCCAUCUGAGGACUGGCCGUGCCGGGGCAGUGUGGGACCCAGAAGGAGCACGGCCCGGGGCAAGAGCUGGGACCUGGAAAAACCGGGGCUUAG
Molecule: messenger RNA, 1637 nt
Organism: Sarcophilus harrisii (Tasmanian devil)
Lineage: Eukaryota; Metazoa; Chordata; Mammalia; Dasyuromorphia; Dasyuridae
Gene: CHRNA10
Product: cholinergic receptor nicotinic alpha 10 subunit
Exons: 4
Coding region: 210-1553 (447 amino acids)
Biological process (GO): monoatomic ion transmembrane transport; signal transduction; nervous system process
Cellular component (GO): neuron projection; synapse; postsynaptic membrane
Molecular function (GO): transmembrane signaling receptor activity; acetylcholine-gated monoatomic cation-selective channel activity
Source: RefSeq, a predicted model, not a curated record